Molecule: messenger RNA, 1087 nt
Organism: Ipomoea triloba (trilobed morning glory)
Lineage: Eukaryota; Viridiplantae; Streptophyta; Magnoliopsida; Solanales; Convolvulaceae
Product: cytochrome B5-like protein
Exons: 7
Coding region: 305-661 (118 amino acids)
Cellular component (GO): membrane; intracellular membrane-bounded organelle
Molecular function (GO): heme binding
Source: RefSeq, a predicted model, not a curated record
UUUCAUGCCUUUCUCUACCAAUACCAGAGCAGCCUCUGUCUACCAACACCCCCCCCCCACCCCCAAAACACCAGACCACGCCUCAUCUGCUCUCACAGCUUCUUCUUGCUACUUCUUCAUCUUUUUGCCAUCAUCUCCCAAUAUAUAAAUAACCGUUCAGCUGGGCAGCCCCUCAAGGCCACACUCCCGCAGUGAGUAAAAGAUUCCUCACGUGACUCAAUUCAACUCUGUGGUCUGAUUUCUCUGGAUCCUCGGGCGAUUAUCUCCAUACUUGAGACCACCGUUCUCUUUGGAGCUGAAAGCUAUGGAGCUAGCGUUUGCGACGUUGGUACUUGGAAUCUUGCUUGGGCUGCUCAUUGUUAUCCCUAUGAUGCGCAAUAAACCUGAUCAACCCCGAAAGCUCCAAGAGAAUGCUCAAACCAAGGCACCAAAAGCUUACAGUAAAGCAGAAGUUGCAUUGCAUAACAAGAGAACCGACUGUUGGAUCAUUAUUAAAGACAAGGUUUUUGAUGUUACCUCGUACGUAGAAGAGCACCCUGGUGGUGAUGCCAUCCUGGUGCAUGCUGGUGAUGAUUCUACUGAAGGUUUUUACGGGCCUCAACACGCUACUCGAGUAUUUGAGAUGAUUGGCGAUUUCUGCAUUGGAGAACUGGAAAAGUAAUCAACUCAGAACUUGUUUGUGCAACACUAGGCAUUAUUAGCCUUUUAUAAAUUCUUGAGCUCAUUUGCUCCUCCCUCCUGCCGAAGCAUUUCCAUCUAGUGGGUGCAUAUCAGCCGCACAUUUACUUCCAACUAGCUCAUUUGAUCAUCUACCCUCCACUACUCCAUAUUUGAAAGCAUUGGUCCAUAAAGUUUAGUGACCAAGUGGUGUUAUAGCUCUUGUUUAGGGAACCAUUUUUCUGAAUGCAUGGGAUGACAUUGCUUGAAAAUUGUUUCUGAUUUAGCCCACAGAUUUUGGGUUUAGUUAAGGGUGACUUUUGGAGUUUCUUUGGAAUGAAAUAUUUCUUGUGUUCUCUAGGGACUGCUGUACCAUAAUUUAGGUUUCUCAACUUUGUGAUAAAUAUAUUCCAUAAUUUCAUGUUUUCAA